GAGUGAGUGAGAGACUGAGAGAGAGAGAGAGAGAGAAUAGGCAGUGGAAACACGGCAUAGUGACACAAGGGCGAAAGUGGAGAGCGAGACAGUUUUCCGUAAAAGGCGUUAGCUCAGCUAGUGUAAUGUAGUGAACAUUAUUCCGCUAGAGAACGACGGGGCGGCCCCUGUUUUAGAAACUAAUUUUCCUCCCAUUCGGGGCUAACGCGAUAGCCUACUAGAAUAGAACAGAGUUUUAGAUUACUACAUUGAUUGCCUACGGUCCUGUCUGGAGCGGAGCUUUAGCGCUCUAACUAAUAGACAACACUAGAAUAGAUCAGAGGAAACCAGGACAGCUCGAGCGCCAAGAUGCCCCUGGCACAAUUGCCAGAUCCCUGGCAGAAGAUGGCACUGGGGCGGGCGGCAAGCGAGGAUGCCCAUCGGCAUGUUCUGGAGGAUUCUAUUGGAGAGGAUGAUUCUAUGUCCUGUAACGAGGACGAGACUGUCAAUGAGAUCAACAUCACCAACCAUACCAAGGAGGGGUCAGAGAAGGGUGACCCUCGACAGUUCGAGCUCCGCAAGGUCCUAGGACAAGGCUCCUUCGGAAAGGUGUUCCUGGUCAAGAAGACUACAGGUCCAGAUACAGGACAGCUCUACGCCAUGAAGGUUCUGAAGAAAGCCACACUGAAAGUGCGUGACAGGGUGAGGACUAAGAUGGAGAGAGACAUUUUGGUGGAGGUCAACCAUCCCUUCAUCGUUAAACUGCACUAUGCGUUCCAAACAGAAGGGAAACUCUACCUCAUCCUGGACUUCCUACGAGGAGGAGACCUCUUCACACGACUGUCUAAAGAGGUGAUGUUCACAGAGGAGGAUGUGAAGUUCUACCUGGCAGAGUUGGCCCUGGCGCUGGACCACCUUCACAGCCUGGGCAUCAUCUACAGAGACCUCAAACCAGAGAACAUUCUGCUAGACGAGGAGGGACACAUCAAGCUGACAGACUUCGGCCUCAGUAAGGAGUCUAUAGACCAUGAGAACAAGGCCUAUUCAUUCUGUGGGACGGUGGAGUACAUGGCUCCGGAGGUGGUCAACAGGAGAGGCCACACCACCAGUGCUGAUUGGUGGUCCUACGGCGUGCUCAUGUUUGAGAUGCUGACCGGAACGCUACCAUUCCAGGGGAAAGACCGCAAGGAGACCAUGAACAUGAUCCUCAAGGCUAAGUUGGGGAUGCCACAGUUUCUGAGUCCAGAAGCCCAGAGUCUCCUGAGGAACCUUUUCAAACGCAACCCUACUAACAGGCUAGGAGCCGGCCCAGAUGGAGUGGAAGAGAUCAAGAGACACCACUUCUACUGCACCGUAGACUGGAACAAACUGUUCCGUAGAGAGCUCCACCCUCCCUUCAAACCUGCUACGGGACGACCUGACGACACCUUCUAUUUCGACCCAGAGUUCACUGCUAAAACACCCAAAGAUUCCCCAGGUGUUCCACCCAGUGCCAACGCCCACCAGCUGUUCCGAGGAUUCAGUUUCGUAGCCAUAACAACAGAAGAAGAGGCACAACCACUACAGGCUACAAUAGUAAAGCAGCUGCACAGAAAUGUGUCUCAGUUUUCUGAAGCAUAUGAAAUGAAGGAGGAUAUAGGACUGGGAUCAUACUCUGUCUGCAAACGCUGCAUACACAAGACCACUGGCAUGGAGUACGCAGUCAAGAUCAUCAGUAAGGCUAAGAGAGAUCCAACGGAGGAGGUGGAGAUUCUACUGAGAUACGGACAACAUCCCAACAUCAUCACACUGAAGGACGUGUUUGAUGAUGGCAGGACAGUGUAUCUGGUCACAGAGCUGAUGAAGGGAGGAGAGCUGCUGGAUAAGAUACUGAGACAGAAGUUCUUCUCAGAGAGAGAAGCUAGUGCUGUCCUAUACACCAUCACCAAGACUGUUGAAUACCUACACGUACAGGGGGUGGUGCACAGGGACCUGAAGCCCAGUAAUAUCCUGUAUGUGGAUGAGAGUGGGAACGCUGAGUCCAUCAGGAUCUGUGACUUUGGUUUUGCCAAGCAGCUUAGAGCUGAGAACGGCCUGCUGAUGACGCCGUGCUACACAGCUAACUUUGUAGCUCCAGAGGUGUUGAAGAAGCAGGGUUAUGACGCUGCCUGUGACAUCUGGAGUCUGGGAGUCCUACUCUACACCAUGCUGACAGGGUUCACUCCAUUUGCCAACGGUCUAGAGGACACUCCAGAGGAGAUCCUGGCUCGGAUCGGCAGCGGGAAGUUCUCUCUGACCGGAGGAUACUGGAAUUCUGUCUCAGCCGAGGCCAAGGAGCUGGUGUCUAAGAUGUUACACGUGGACCCCCACCAGCGUUUGACGGCUGGCCAGGUGUUGCGUCAUCCCUGGGUCACACAACGCGACCAGCUGCCCAAAUUCACACUCACCAGACAGGAUGCUCCACACCUGGUCAAGGGCGCCAUGGCAGCAACCUACUCUGCCCUCAACAGGAACGUUCCACCUGUCCUGGACCCUGUGGGAUGUUCCACUCUGGCCCAACGGAGAGGGGUGAAGAAACUCACAUCCACUGCCCUCUGACCUUUAACCUUUCAUCUCAGACUUAUAACCUUGCUGGAGGUCUGUUCAGACAGACGGGCAGACUUGGUCCCUCAGGUGACCUGGACAGAACUCUGAUGCAUCUGGGACCCCUCUGACCCUUCUCUGUUAGGAACUAACCCAGUGGUUUCCCCCCUGGUGCCAGAGGUAGAGUAUGCAGGCUUUAGAACCAGUUAGGGCUAGAACUACAGCCUGUAGCUCUGUUGGACCAGGGCUGGUGGUGACCACUAACAUUGUAUCGUCUCUCCAGUCUUUGCUUUGUACAAUCAGCGUUGUCUCUAGAUACUCAAGAGACACGUGUCAGGAACAUGAAUGUGCUGUAUAUAGAUGUAUGUGUGUAUGUACUUCUGGGAACAUUUGAGAGAUACCUGCAUAUGCAUUUAAGACCCAAUUUAUGAUGAACUGUAUAACUGUAGCUCUGUGUGUAAACCUUAAGUAGCCUCUUUAGUGACCGAGUCAUUACAGGGACAAAACUAGUGAUGUCAUCAAAGUGAGAGCAAAUGGGACCACUGACGAUACCCCCUAUAUUGAGACAAGCUCCUCCCAGUCAGCCACAACAUCCAAUCAGAGUGACUGGAUUGAGGUCCAAUCAUGGCUUUGGUUAGGCCAGUCUGGGUACCGCCUACCCUGUCCACACCAACUCAGCUCUACAGACACUAAGGUAAACAUUAUCCUGGACCAGUGCUAAGCGGUGGUUAGCUGGGCAACAAGUCUGUGGCUUGCCCAGUGUGCAUGUUGCUGCCUUAUACAGUGCCCUCUGUAAUUAUUAUUUUGUCUUCUAUUGGCUCUAUACUCAAUAAGUUUGGAUUUAAAAUCAAACAAUUACUGAGGUGAAAGUGAAGACUGUCAGCUUUCAUUCGAGAGUAUUUUCAUCCUUAUCCAGGUGAACCGUUUAGAAAUUAUAGCCCUUUUGUAAUUGAGACAAAUUCACUUGUGUGUAUUUUUUAAGCAGUCAAAAGUUAAGUAUUUGGUCCCAUAUUCAUAACUCGCCUACAUCAAGGUUGUGACUCUACAAAUUAGUUUGAUGCAUUUGCUGUUUGUUUUGGUUGUGUGUUUUGGUUUGAUUAUUUUGUGCCCAAUAGAAAAUAAUGUUAAAGAAUGUAUUGGGUCAUUUUGGAGGGACUUUGAUUGUAAAUAAUAAUAGAAUGUUUCUGAACACUUCUACAUUAAUGUGGAUGCUACCAAUAUUACAGAUAAUUAUGAAUAUAUCAUGAGUAAUGAUGCAAAAAUAUCAUACCAACAAGACAUGCUAACCUCUCACCAUUACAAUAGCAGGGGAGGUUAGCAUGCAUAAAAAUGCUAACCUCCCCUGUUAUUGUAAUGAUGAGAGGUUAGCAUGUUAUAUUCUUAUUUACAAUAAAAGUCCCAAACAAGGGCACUGCGUUCAUCCACCUCUGGCCUGCUCGCCUCCCUACCACUGAGGAAGUACAGUUCCCGCUCAGCCCAGUCAAAACUGUUCGCUGCUCUGGCCCCCCAAUGGUGGAACAAACUCCCUCACGACGCCAGGACAGAGGAGUCAAUCACCACCUUCCGGAGACACCUGAAACCCCACCUCUUUAAGGAAUACCUAGGAUAGGAUAGAGUAAUCCUUCUCA
Molecule: messenger RNA, 4169 nt
Organism: Oncorhynchus keta (chum salmon)
Lineage: Eukaryota; Metazoa; Chordata; Actinopteri; Salmoniformes; Salmonidae
Product: ribosomal protein S6 kinase alpha-3
Exons: 22
Coding region: 349-2556 (735 amino acids)
Biological process (GO): protein phosphorylation; intracellular signal transduction
Molecular function (GO): ribosomal protein S6 kinase activity; magnesium ion binding; ATP binding
Source: RefSeq, a predicted model, not a curated record